GAUACCCUGCCUCCCCCGACUCUCCUCUCUCGUGUUGAGAAGAAGAAAAAGAAGAAGAAGAAGAAAGAAAAAACAGAGAGAGAAUGGGGCGCGUGAGAACCAAGACAGUGAAGAAAUCUUCACGGCAAGUGAUCGAGAGGUACUACUCUCGCAUGACUCUUGACUUCCACACCAACAAGAAGGUUCUAGAAGAAGUUGCCCUCAUCCCUUCCAAGAGGCUCCGCAACAAGAUCGCAGGCUUCUCCACUCACCUCAUGAAGCGGAUCCAGAAGGGACCCGUCAGAGGCAUCUCCCUCAAGCUUCAAGAAGAGGAGAGGGAGCGUCGCAUGGACUUCGUUCCUGAUGUGUCCGCUAUUGACACUCAACACAUCGAGGUCGACAAGGAAACCAUUGACAUGCUUCAGUCUCUAGGUAUGUCCGACAUCCCUGGAAUCACUCAGGUCGAUCCCGUUCCUGUUCAGCAGAUCCCCUUUGGUCGCCCUGGCGCUGGAUUCGGUGGUGCUCAGAGGAGGUACUGAGAAAACAGACAAUUUUUCUAUGUUUUGGAAUUGUAUUAUCGAUAUUAGGGUUUUUAAUUUGGGGGAAAAGUAAUGUUAUCUUAUAUGUUUGAACUUAAUACUGGUUUAGUGGAAAUGAAGAAUUUCUGCGAAUUAGGUUUUUGAGGAUAAAUUUGUGUGGCUUGAUUUUAGUUAAUAUUUGUUAUGAACUUAUAAUUAGAGGCAAUAUAUUGGUGAAAUUGUGAUGAAACUGAAAUAUAUGCCGAUUAGGUUUUGUUACUUAAAUUUGUGCAUGCUUCACGAAUUCUGUGGGGUGUGUUAUGCUUGAAACUUAUAAUCGGUGGAUGUUGUGAUGCCAAACUUAAAGUAUAAUAAUUUUGUUCAAACUGGUUA
Messenger RNA from Arachis duranensis, 890 nucleotides. Its product is annotated as 40S ribosomal protein S17-4. Gene Ontology annotation, molecular function: structural constituent of ribosome. The record is from RefSeq and is a predicted model, not a curated record. The transcript has a single exon. NCBI's taxonomy places the organism in Eukaryota, Viridiplantae, Streptophyta, Magnoliopsida, Fabales, Fabaceae. Gene Ontology annotation, biological process: translation. The coding region runs from base 84 to 518 and encodes 144 amino acids. Gene Ontology annotation, cellular component: ribosome.